Molecule: messenger RNA, 1515 nt
Organism: Aureobasidium namibiae CBS 147.97
Lineage: Eukaryota; Fungi; Ascomycota; Dothideomycetes; Dothideales; Saccotheciaceae
Product: serine/threonine protein kinase-like protein
Exons: 1
Coding region: 1-1515 (504 amino acids)
Biological process (GO): protein phosphorylation
Molecular function (GO): ATP binding; protein serine/threonine kinase activity
Source: RefSeq, a predicted model, not a curated record
AUGGCUCCUGCUGCUCCCGCUCAAAAUGUCGUUCGAGGUUUCGAGACACCCAUAACCUCUGGGGGAGAAGAGUCGGACGUUUCGGCAUGUCCAUCACCACUUAUGACGCCGCGUGUGCGCGGUAUGAACGGAGCAGCCAACAGCCCCAGACUGAGUGCUUCGAGUGGCUCGGGCAUCAGUGCUCUUAAGAUGCAGCUGGACGCCCUCAACAUCAGCCGUCCUCCUUCUGCGCCCUCCAUGACACGCGAGAACAGCACCACUUCCAAUUUCGACAGCACUCCAACCAUGUCCUCGGCCGCUAGCGACGUCGAUGCAAAGGACUUGGAAACAUACCAGAUCGACCUCGAGCACGACUUUGCCAGCGCAGACGCCUGUUCGACACCUAGACAUGCCUUCCCCGUCGAAGGUGGCCUCCGUACUGAGUCUGUUUUGCGCAAGAUGUCGUCCGACGACUUUGAACCUCUCAAGUGCUUGGGCAAGGGAGCUUUUGGUACGGUUCAUCUGGUCAAACAGCGUACCACUGGUCGCCUGUUCGCUCAGAAGCAGUUUCGCAAGGCUUCCUUGACUGUUCACAAGCGUCUCAUCGAGCAAACUCGUACCGAGCGCAGCAUCUUGGAGAGUGUCAAUCGCCAUCCCUUCGUCGUCAAGCUCUUCUACGCUUUCCAGGACCACGAAAGACUCUAUCUGAUCCUGGAGUAUGCUCAAGGUGGUGAGCUUUUCACCCACCUGGCAAUGGAGCGCAUGUUUUCCGAAGAGGUUGCCUCAUUCUACAUGGCCGAGAUGGUUCUUGCUCUUGAGCAUCUACACCGCAAUGUCCGCGUUGUAUACCGUGAUCUGAAGCCAGAGAAUUGUCUACUCGACUCGGAUGGUCAUCUGCUUCUUACCGACUUUGGUCUGUCCAAGGUUGCUCUCGAAGAUGACUCGUGCAGCUCAUUCCUAGGCACUGUCGAAUACAUGGCACCUGAGGUCGUUCAAGGCACUGCAUACGGAUUUGCUGUUGACUGGUGGUCGCUCGGUGCCAUCGGUUUCGACUUACUGACAGGUUCACCUCCUUUCGGCGGCAACAACAACGCGAAGAUUCAGCAGAACAUCCUCAAGCAGAAGUUGCAGAUGCCCUAUUUCCUUGGCCCCGACUCGAAAGAUCUGCUCACUCGUCUCUUGCGUAAGGAAACCAACAAGCGUCUCGGAGCAAACAUGCCCAAGGAUCUUGACAUUAUCAAGAAGCACCGUUUCUUCCGCAAGAUUGACUGGAAGAAGCUCGCAAAACGCGAACUGGAACCUCCUAUUCGACCUCUAAUCACCGACCCGGAACUGGCUGAGAACUUCUCCAAGGAGUUUACAGACCUACCAAUGUCUCCAGCGGAUGAAAGAAAGUCGACCAUCAUGCAGGAUUCUACCAUGACUGGUAUGGAGAUUGCAUCGAGUACAAAGGAGCUCGAGUUUGGAUCCAACCCGUUUGGUGGCUUCAGUUUUGUUGCUAGUCAAAGUCUGCUCGACAAGGUUGAGUUCAUGUGA